Messenger RNA from Impatiens glandulifera, 2201 nucleotides. RefSeq names its product ABC transporter G family member 21. The transcript has 4 exons. Gene Ontology annotation, molecular function: ATP hydrolysis activity; ATP binding; ABC-type transporter activity. The coding region runs from base 66 to 2081 and encodes 671 amino acids. The record is from RefSeq and is a predicted model, not a curated record. Gene Ontology annotation, cellular component: membrane. NCBI's taxonomy places the organism in Eukaryota, Viridiplantae, Streptophyta, Magnoliopsida, Ericales, Balsaminaceae.
UUCUUCUCUACAUCUGCAUGUGAUCUCUCUAUUAUCUCUUCUCUCUCAAUUCUCCCCAUCACCAAAUGGCGCCGCCUAAUUCCCAUUCAACAAUAUCAUCACCCAUCCAACCCAACCACCAUCCGACCGACAAUAUUGGAACCUGCUUCAUCCAUGCAAACCCAAUAUCCCCUUUACCAAAAACAACCAAUCUCAAUUUAGAUCAUCCAAUUCUAAAAGCAUCACUUCGCCCAAUCACCCUAAAGUUUCAAGAUGUGGCCUACACAAUUAACCUCUCUGCUUCACCGAAAUCCACCAAAACCGUACUCAACGGGGUCACCGGAAUGGUCAAACCAGGCGAACUCAUGGCUAUGCUUGGCCCAUCCGGCAGCGGCAAAACAACACUCCUCACUGCCCUUUCCGGUCGUUACCUCGCCGGGAAAAUCUCCGGUACUAUUACAUACAACGAACGCCCUUUCACCGGAUCAAUGAAACGAAAGAUCGGAUUCGUUUCGCAGGACGAUGUUCUCUAUCCCCAUCUUACAGUUCUAGAAACAUUAACAUAUUCCGCCUUACUCCGCCUUCCUGGGAAAUUAACAAAUAAUGAGAAAAUGGAGCAAGUUGAUUUUGUGAUCAAUGAACUUGGUUUGGGUCGGUGUAGAAACGGCGUCGUUGGGGGUCCACUUUUGCGUGGGAUUUCGGGUGGGGAGAGAAAGAGGGUUAGUAUUGGUCAGGAAAUGUUGAUUAACCCGAGUUUGUUGUUUUUGGAUGAACCCACUUCGGGUUUGGAUUCAACUACUGCGGGUCGGAUUGUGGCGACUUUGAAAGGGUUGGCUAGAGGUGGACGAACGGUGGUGAUGACGGUUCAUCAGCCGUCUGGAAGGAUUUAUAGGACGUUGGAUAAAGUGGUGGUUUUAUCGGAGGGUUCGCCGAUCUAUACUGGCCCGGCUAGGGGAGUGGUGGAUUAUUUUCGGUCAAUCGGGUAUUGUCCCGGGUUUGAAUUUAUAAACCCGGCUGAGUUCUUGCUUGAUCUUGCUAAUGGUAUAGUCCCUGAUGUGAGACAAGAAGAAUAUGAGCAUGAAGAAAUUGAUAUAUUAGAAAAUCAACAUGAUCACCAUCAUCAAGACCACACCAACUCAGUCAAACAAUUUCUACUUUCCUCAUACAAGAAAUCCAUCUACCCUUCUUUAAAGGAAGAAAUCCGCCGCAGCUCCCUUCUCCCCUCCACCAGACCACCACCAACAAGAACCGGAUCAAACGAAGAAGACAAUCAAUUUUCCACAAGUUGGUGGACACAAUUCAAAGUUCUAUCAAAAAGGGGAUUAAAGGAAAGAAAACACGAAUCAUACUCGGGUCUAAGAAUCUUCCAAGUCAUGUCGGUCUCCAUCCUCUCCGGCCUCCUAUGGUGGCACUCAGACACAUCUCAUAUACAAGAUCAAGUAGGACUCCUCUUCUUCUUCUCCAUCUUUUGGGGUUUCUUUCCUCUUUUCAAUGCCAUCUUUGCAUUCCCAUCUGAACGUCCCAUUCUCUCCAAAGAACGAGCCUCUCGCAUGUAUUACCUUUCCUCCUAUUACUUUGCUCGAACCGUAGGUGACCUCCCCAUGGAGCUCAUCCUCCCAACCAUAUUCGUCGCAGUGACGUAUUGGAUGGGAGGUCUCAAACCUUCCUUAUCCGCAUUCAUCAUGACUCUCCUAGUAGUCCUCUUCAAUGUCCUAGUCUCACAGGGACUAGGUUUGGCAUUGGGAGCGGUUCUAAUGGACAUGAAACCGGCUUCGACAUUGGCUUCGGUGACCAUGUUAGUGUUCUUAUUAGCGGGCGGUUAUUACAUUCAAAGGAUUCCUAAGUUUAUGAGCUGGUUGAAGUUUGUAUCAUUUAGCCAUUAUUGUUAUAAGUUGCUGGUUGGAGUGCAAUACUCUGGAAAUGAAGUUUAUGAAUGUGCUGGACCAGAUGGAUUGAUGAAAUGGUGUAGGGUUUGGGAUUUUCCAGCUAUUAAAUAUUUGGGGAUUGAAAAUAUGAUGUGGGAUGUGGCUGCUUUGGCUGUUAUGCUCUUUGGAUAUAGGCUUUUGGCUUAUUUGGCACUAAGGUUUGGACCAACUCAUUAGAGGGCACUUAUAUAUUGAUUAUUAACAUUUAAGGUGUUGAUUAAUGUUGGAUUAAUUAGAAAAAUAACAUGGUUGGUUGGAGUUUAGUUAUAUUAUAUUAUUAAAUUAAUAUUUAAGUUG